GCUCUGCUGCUUCAUGGCUCUCUCCCUGAAGAGGACCAGGAGGCAACCGCCAACUACGGAGACAGUCGAGCCAAUCCUGAACAGCAACUGGUUUUAAUCCGGAGCCGUUUGGACCAAAGUGUGGAAGAGGCCCUUGAUCUUAAGAGGGAGCUUCUGAGACACAAACAGGAAGUGCGCCAUGUCCAGGCCAUCAAGGAUGCUCUGCAGCAGCGCCUGGCAGUGCAGGAGGACACUGUGCUGCAGCUCAAGCAGGAGCUGCUCAGGUGCACCAUGGCCAAAGAUCAGCUGGAAGGGGAAAAUGCAGAGCUCAAACACAAAUUGAGUGAACGGAGCAAAUUACUGAGCGAAUAUGAGCAGGUCGGGAGGAGGGAGCGAUUAAUGCAGCAGCAAAAGCCUGAUGAAGCCCCAUAUAAAGCACAUGAAGUCAACCUUGGACGGGGGGAGGAGCUGCAGCUGGUGAGAGAAGCACUGCGCAGUUUGCGAGACAGUUUCUCUGGUCAUGACCCGCAGCAUCACACAUUGGACACUUUGGAGCAGGGCGUGGCCAGUCUCAUGGACCGCCUACACUCCCUGGACACCCAGCUUAGACAGGACAGAGGGGAGGAUUUCAAAUCACCAGGACGCAGGGCAAACUCCACAGACCGUGACUCUUGGCCACAAGGCUCAAAAAUGGCACACUCCCAAAGCAGCCCGGGGUUGGACACAGCCGUCUCCACCAAAGUGCUCUACUUCACUGAUCGCUCGCUCACCCCCUUUCUGAUUAACAUCCCAAAAAGGCUGGGUGAGGUGACACUGAGAGACUUCAAGGCUGCUGUGGACCGGCAAGGCAGUUUCAGAUACCACUUCAAAGCCCUUGACCCGGAGUUUGGCACCGUCAAAGAAGAGGUUUUUCAAGAUGGAGCAGUUGUACCUGGCUGGGAGGGGAAAAUUGUGGCAUGGGUUGAAGAAGACCAUGGAGAAAGGAGGUAGACCGCAGAACUAUAAACCUCAAAACUCACUGGACUGAAUAUAUGAACCACUAUGUUAUUAUUUGUGAUUGUGAUUUAACAAUGCUUUAAGAGGUACAAGACAAUGACCUGGGACCAAUGGAUGUAACCUGAUUUUUAAAAAUGAAGUUCUCAAACUCACUAUUUAAUACAAAAUGUAAUUAAAUGCAUUUUUAUUGCAUAUUCAAGCAAAGCACAUCUCACAAAGUUCAUCUCAUGCACAUUAAGAUAAUGAUUGUUAAAUAGUUUGUAAUGUAAUAUGUUGGAGUUUGACAAGGUACGCUACAUGACAACUCAAUCUUGCCACUCAAAUCUUGUAUAAGCUCUUAUGUGCAAAGUUUGCCAAGCUUACAGUGGUGUAAACUGUUUCACCCACAUGUUCAUGUUGCCAAAUAGUGUUCCAUGUUUUAAUUAAUAAACACAA
Boleophthalmus pectinirostris (great blue-spotted mudskipper) is the source of this 1410-nucleotide messenger RNA. RefSeq names its product DIX domain containing 1a (gene dixdc1a). Gene Ontology annotation, biological process: canonical Wnt signaling pathway. The transcript has 11 exons. The annotation marks the transcript as partial. Gene Ontology annotation, cellular component: cytosol. Lineage: Eukaryota; Metazoa; Chordata; Actinopteri; Gobiiformes; Gobiidae. The record is from RefSeq and is a predicted model, not a curated record.